AUGGUGGCUGCAGCGCCCAGCAGCGAAACGCAGCGUCUGAAGCACGCGCUGGCGGCUGGGGGGGGCGGAGGCGGCUACGGCUCUAUUCCGCUCGCGAAGGACCUAGAGAAGGGGACGUGCGGAGGUGCAGGAACGGCGGCGAUCUCGACGUGGCAGUCCAUCGCCGAGACAGCGCAACUCGCAAGUCUUUUCGCCGUCUGGUAUGUGCUGAAUGUGCUGUACAACAUCGACAACAAGAGGGCGCUCUCGCUCCUGCCGCUGCCGUGGAUGGUCUCGACGUACCAGCUGCUCUUCGGCUGGAUCUUCUUCGUGUCGGCGUGGCUGUUUGGCUUGCGCCCUAUACCGCGGUGCUACUCGAAAGCCCUCUUUCUGAGAGCGGUUGUUCCUCAAGGCGCCUGUCACUUCCUCGUCCACUUUGGAGCGGUGGUAUCCAUGUCAAUCGGGGCAGUCUCCUUCACGCACAUCGUAAAAGCUGGCGAGCCCGUCUUAACCGCGCUGCUCUCUGCAGCGUUCCUGCAUCAGUACUUCUCGUGGCAGACGUACACGGCACUCGUCCCCGUAGUCGCCGGUGUGGCUCUCGCCUCCCUCACGGAGCUUUCCUUCACGUGGGCUUCCUUCGCGUGCGCCAUGAUCAGCAAUCUGGGAAGCAGCAGCCGCGCCAUCUUCGCCAAAAAGGUCAUGGCAGACCGCGCUGCCGUCGGAGAAAACCUCACAAGUCCAAAUAUGUACGCCCUCCUCACCAUUGUAGCGACGCUCAUCUCGCUGCCGCUAGCCCUCCUGUUCGAAGGGGGGGUUGUUGUCUCCGUGUGGCAGCAGGCAACCAGAGCGGAAACUGGGGUCACUUCAGCGGCGAUCCUGCUCAAAAUGAGCGAAAGCGCGCUUUGGUACUACACCUACAAUGAAGUGGCGUAUCUCUGCCUCGAACGCGUGAAUCAAGUCACACACGCCGUCGCAAACACCCUCAAGAGGGUCGUCAUCAUUGUCGCCUCCGUCUUCGUGUUCAGCACCCCAGUAACCCUCCUCGGUGCAGCAGGCAGCGCAGUCGCUAUCCUCGGCACGCUUUUAUACUCCCUCAGCAAAUCAAAAUACGGAUAG
Cyclospora cayetanensis is the source of this 1095-nucleotide messenger RNA. RefSeq names its product phosphoenolpyruvate/phosphate translocator 3, chloroplastic. Gene Ontology annotation, molecular function: antiporter activity. Gene Ontology annotation, cellular component: Golgi apparatus. The transcript has a single exon. Bases 1 to 1095 code for a protein of 364 amino acids. Lineage: Eukaryota; Apicomplexa; Conoidasida; Eucoccidiorida; Eimeriidae. The record is from RefSeq and is a predicted model, not a curated record.